This is a messenger RNA of Vombatus ursinus (common wombat), 1345 nucleotides long. It is a transcript of the gene CUEDC2, whose product is annotated as CUE domain containing 2. Lineage: Eukaryota; Metazoa; Chordata; Mammalia; Diprotodontia; Vombatidae. The coding region runs from base 259 to 1131 and encodes 290 amino acids. The transcript has 11 exons. The record is from RefSeq and is a predicted model, not a curated record.
CGCGCUUCUCUCGGUGGUGCGGGCGGGAACUGCGCUAGGACAAGCGGCCGCCUGCGCCAGUGCCAGCGCCAGCGCCGAGUGAGCAGGACCUACUCUUUUUGAGGCCCUCUGCUGGGUAAUUUGGGGAAAAUCUCCAAGCUGACAAUUUAUAAGACAAUAUUUGACUUCAUAGGACUAUGAGUAUAGCACAGUGUUUUAUAUACAUUUGAUCCUCACAAAAAAGCCCCUUUGUCUGGAUGGACAGGAAACGAGAGAGCAAUGGAACUUGAGAGCAUCAUUCGAGAUACCUUAAUCAGCUUUGCCCAAACCCAUGUCCCAGGUGCUGAUCUCAGUGGCUUGGAUGAAGUUGUCUUCUCCUACAUAACUGGGGUCCUGGAAGACCUGGGUUCUCCAGGGGCAUCGGAUGAGAACUUUGACAUGGAAGCAUUUGCAGAGAUGAUGGAUGCUUAUGUGCCUGGCUUUGCCAAGAUCCCCAGUGGGACAGUUUGCGACAUGAUGUUCGACCUCUCAGGCCAGCUGAGUGAUGCACGGAACAAGGAGAAUGUAUGUCCCAAGAGCCAGGAAGACAAUGCUCCUACUUCUCCAGGAUGUCUGCAGAGCCUGGAGGAAGGUACCCAAGAGAUAAGGAAGUCUCGAGCACACACCUCUACCCCACUCCUAGGCGAAGGCACCAAGGCUGAGGAGGUCUCUGAAACUGAUGAGCUCCAAGCUGGGAUACAAUUGCUUCUGGAAAUGUUCCCUUCUUGCACAGUGGGGAGGGCACAGCGGGUACUGUCCAUGGCUCGGGGGAACCUGGAAGAGGCUGUUCACAUCAUGGUAGAGGAGAAAGUGGAGCCCCAAGCCUUAGGCCGCAGCUCAAAGGACACAUCAAGGUUACAGGGAGCUCCUAGGAAGGAAGAACUGAAAUCCUUCAUUCUACAAAAGUACAUGAUGGUGGACAGUGAAGAAGAUCAGAAAACUCAUAGGCCUGUGGCCCCAAAGGAGGCCCCUAAGAAGCUGAUCCGAUACAUUGACAACCAGGUGGUGAGUACCAAGGGUGAGCGUUACAAGGACAUUCGGAAACCAGAACCUGAAGGGAUGAAGUCCACUUACAUCAGUCUCAAACCAGCCCGGAAGUACAAGUUCCAUUGAGUGUCCCCACCCUGGGGGAAGUUGAGGACUGUGGGCCAGAGGAGUCUGAAGGAGUUGGGGAUAAUGGCCCCCAAAGCCAAAAUAAGACAGCUGGGCUAGUCCUGCCACCAGGGUCUUCUUGGCUAGGUGUUUAUGAAGCCUGUUCUUCCCAAGCCAAGCUUAGUUUCAAAGUCUCUCCUGAAGUUUCUUUAUUUGAGUAAAGUGUCCAGAGUGA